UCUCAUUUCCCACCACCAAAAUUCAACACUCUACCUCCUCCCCACUCUCCCUAAUCAUACACCAGGCUCUGCGAGUUCUUGUGAGAAAAACAAAUCAAGAGAGAGAGAGAAAGAGAAAGAGGAGAGAGAUGGCCUCGGGUACGCUCUCGACCGCGAUGGUGAGCUCCAACACCGCAUUCACCCAGCGCCGUUCGGCGGUGCUGUGUGGCGCCCUUCCGAAGGUUGGUUAUACGGCAUUUGGUGUCAGGAGCGCUCGGGGUGGCCGAGUGACUGCCAUGGCCACCUACAAGGUGACGCUGGUGACUCCGGAGGGAACUAAGGUGCUUGAGUGCCCCGACGACACCUACAUUUUGGACCAAGCCCUCGAUACGGGCAUCGACCUUCCCUACUCAUGCAGGGCGGGCUCGUGCUCGUCAUGCGCUGGCAAGAUCAAGGGUGGCACCGUCGACCAGUCGGAUGGGAACUACUUGGACGAUGACCAGCUCAGUGAGAACUGGGUCCUCACUUGUGUCGCUUUCCCUAUGUCUGAUGUCACCAUAGAGACCCACAAGGAAGAGGAGCUCAUGGGCUGAUAUUCGUCCCUCUUCUCUGUAUAGGUUGCAGCUUCUUUGAGCCUUGUCAUUCUUGCUCUCUCUCUCUCUAAAGUUGCACCUUGUUUGAUCCUUUUCUCCUGAUUCCCUUCUCAAGACUGUUUUUACCUGGUUUAGAUUUCGUUCUCUCUCUCUUUUUCAUGAGUAAUUGUUUGUUAGUAUAUGCUUAUGUAAGAGGUUGAUUAAACUGAAAGCAGAUUCUCCAUUCUACAUAUUUGUGA
Messenger RNA from Amborella trichopoda, 811 nucleotides. RefSeq names its product ferredoxin-A. Lineage: Eukaryota; Viridiplantae; Streptophyta; Magnoliopsida; Amborellales; Amborellaceae. Gene Ontology annotation, cellular component: chloroplast stroma. Gene Ontology annotation, biological process: electron transport chain. Gene Ontology annotation, molecular function: 2 iron, 2 sulfur cluster binding; electron transfer activity. The record is from RefSeq and is a predicted model, not a curated record.